UGAGGGGGGCUGGUCAUGGAAAGUUCUGGGAUGCAGGGAUUCCUUGUUUACAUCCUCCCGGAGUACGCCGCGGGGGCGGGGUUAGCUCCGCCCCCAUUCUUUAGACCUGACGUCAUUGUCGCUUGUGUUUUUUGUGAAUGAAAGAAUCCAGCCUCAGAGAGCAGCGGAGUAAUUCCGGGAAAAGGCGGACUGACAUUUUGUCGCCAGAGUAGUCUCUUCGUUCGACCCAGCAGAUUGUGUGUAUCUGUGUUGACUGGCGCUCGGGGGAAGAACACCAGAAGACAGUUGGAUCAUGAACUCGGAAAUAAACAACAAAGCCCUGAAGGUGAAGCUGGAAUGUGGCGAGAACGUGCCCUUCCUGUCGGACAGCGAGCUCAUGUCCCUCACGGUCCGAGAGUUGAACCUCCACCUGCGCGGCAUGGCCCGCGACGAGGUCCAGAAGCUGAAGCAGCGGCGCCGCACCUUGAAGAACCGAGGCUACGCCGCCAGCUGCCGAGUCAAACGGGUGUCCCAGCGCGAAGCCCUGGAGCAGCAGAAGACGGAGCUCCAGAGGGAGGUGGAGCGGCUCGGGGCGGAGAACGCCGGCAUGAGGAAAGAGCUGGAGGGCCUAGGAGCACGCCUUGCGGCGCUCCAGAGGUUCGCCAGGGGUCUAGAAGCCGGCGGAGGAAACCUGCUAGCCACAGCCCCACGUCUUAACACCGCCUCAGUCAUCACCAUCGUCAAGAGUCCACCACAGCCUCAGCCACAGAGAGAUCAGGAGUCUUCCUAGAAGGAGCUGGACUGAGAGGGGGGGGGCGCUCAAUCUGCAAUGCAAACACACACACAUACUAUACACAUACACACACACACACACACACGCCGGAGAACAGGAAGACACUUUGAGUAGGAAAAUACUAAGCACUUGUUUGCGCUACGCCUUGUUCACAUUCUCAAACAGUGUAGGAUUAAAUAUGCAGGAGUCAUUCCUCCCCGUGUGACACAGUGUUGACGCAGUGGCAUGUGAUGUCACCCAGAGGACAGCUGCUGUGUUUAGUUUUCCAAAGAACCGGAGCAGGAACAGCUGGAAAACCCUCCAGGACCGGCGGACACGUCCUCCACGGAACGACGUGUCACACCACCGCAGCUUAGUCGACUGAAACGUUACGUUCAGAGCAGCAGGUUUAAAGGGACAGUACACCCCAGAAUCCAGAAUCCAAUCAGUCUAGAUUGUUUUGGCGCGUCUGCCUUCUUUCAAGUUUAAUAGAACUAGAUGAGCCUCAGCUUGUGGCGCUCAAAGCGCAAAAAGAAACACUUUUGAAAGACUCUACAGCAGUGUCUCUUUCCAGUUAGUCUAAGUAAUCCACAGACUU
This is a messenger RNA of Centropristis striata (black sea bass), 1349 nucleotides long. RefSeq names its product v-maf avian musculoaponeurotic fibrosarcoma oncogene homolog F (gene maff). Gene Ontology annotation, molecular function: DNA-binding transcription factor activity, RNA polymerase II-specific; RNA polymerase II cis-regulatory region sequence-specific DNA binding. Gene Ontology annotation, cellular component: nucleus. The transcript is spliced from 3 exons. Gene Ontology annotation, biological process: regulation of epidermal cell differentiation; regulation of transcription by RNA polymerase II. Bases 293 to 769 code for a protein of 158 amino acids. The record is from RefSeq and is a predicted model, not a curated record. Lineage: Eukaryota; Metazoa; Chordata; Actinopteri; Perciformes; Serranidae.